UCGCCCAUAUCCUCCAAAAAAUGGCGACCAACGACCCCACUCAGCUUCCCACUCCAGCGAAGUGCACAGCAGACUUCUGCCUCAUCCCAAUCGGCACCCCAACAGCCAGCGUCUCCCACGAAAUCGCCGCCGUGCAACGCCUCCUCAAAAAGUCCGGCGUCAAAUACAGCAUGCACUCCGCAGGCACCACUCUCGAAGGCCCCUGGACCACAGUCAUGAAUCUAAUAGGCCAAUGCCACUCCCUCCUCCACGCCAACGGCGUCGUGCGAAUCCAAUCAGACAUCCGGAUCGGGUCGCGGACGGAUAAAGUCCAAGGUUUCGAGGAUAAGGUCAGGGCGGUGGAGGAUUUGCUGGCUAUGGAUGGGAGGGAAGGGGAGGGUGUUUCGGUGAAGAAUGGCGAGGUGGAGGAGAGUGGGGAUGGGGAGGAUGAUGAUGAGAUUACGUAUCAGCGGUAG
Messenger RNA from Zymoseptoria tritici IPO323, 455 nucleotides. RefSeq lists its product as uncharacterized. Lineage: Eukaryota; Fungi; Ascomycota; Dothideomycetes; Mycosphaerellales; Mycosphaerellaceae. The coding region runs from base 21 to 455 and encodes 144 amino acids. The transcript is spliced from 2 exons. Gene Ontology annotation, cellular component: cytosol. The record is from RefSeq and is a predicted model, not a curated record.